Striga asiatica is the source of this 303-nucleotide messenger RNA. The record is from the annotation of a GenBank genome assembly. Lineage: Eukaryota; Viridiplantae; Streptophyta; Magnoliopsida; Lamiales; Orobanchaceae.
AUGAACAGAAUAACAAUCAGUCCACAGGUUCCUAUCAAAAUGCGAAACACGACUCGAUUUAGGUCCAAUCAUGGACACCGCCGGUCAUUACCGGAAGGCUACCGGCGACGUGGCAUUGAACCGCACAAAAAGAAAAGAAAAUUGAAAGUUGAAUCGAAACCUCAGAGACCCGUUCAAAAUCACACACGCAGCUCGCCGAAAGCUACACGAUCCCGACCGACGGCAAGGUUUUGCCACAGAGACAAAAUCAUGGCGCCGGUGGAUGGGAAAGGUGGAGAUGACGACGAAAAACGCUGCGUUUAG